ACGCCGACGCUCAGCUCCCUCUCCUUUUCUCUCUCUCUCUCUCUCUCCCCCUCUCCCUUUUUUCCCUCCCCCUUUCUCCGGACCCGGAUGCUGACUGGUGGCGGCGGCUCCUCUCGGGACUGUCACUGAGCGGCUCCGCCGGGCCUCUUGUCCUGCGCGAUGGCGGCGGAGGAGGCCGGGGGAGCGUCUUGUUCCUCGGGGCCGGUGUCGACCGGGCCGGGGCCGGGUCCAGGACCUGGUCCGGGGCCGGGGCCGGGUCCAGGCCCCUGCGAGUGGUUGCUGCUGCGGGACGGCUGCCUGCGUUGCGACGCCGACGGGCUUUGCAGCCUGUGUUACCACCCGGCGCUCAACGCCAUCCUGGCCGUGACCGCCCGCGGCGCCAUCAAAGUCAUCGACGGCACCUCAGGAGCUACGCUGCAGGCGUCGGCGCUUAACGCUAAGCCAGGUGGACGGGUGAAAUGUCAGUACAUUUCUGCAGUGGAUAAAGUCAUCUUUGUGGAUGAUUAUGCAGUUGGAUGUAGGAAAGAUCUGAAUGGCAUCUUGUUGUUGGACACAGCUCUGCAGACUCCAGUUUCUAAACAAGAUGAUAUAGUUCAGCUUGAAUUGCCAGUGACAGAGGCUCAACAACUGUUGUCUGCUUGCAUAGAGAAGAUAGAUGUGUCAAGCACAGAAGGUUAUGAUUUGUUUCUUGCACAAUUGAAAGAUGGAUUAAAAAAUACCUCACAUGAAACAGCAGCAAACCACAAAGUUGCAAAGUGGGCAACUGUUAUGUUCCAUCUCCCUCAUCAUGUAUUGAAGUCUGUUGCCAGUGCCAUUGUAAGUGAACUCAAGAAAAUAAAUCAAAACAUUGCUGCCUUACCUGUAGCUUCAUCUGUUAUGGAUAGAUUAUCUUACCUCUUGCCCAGUGCACGACCGGAACUUGGUGUGGGGCCUGGCCGAUCAGUGGAUAGGUCUUUAAUGUAUAGUGAGGCUAACAGACGGGAAACCUUCACCUCAUGGCCUCAUGUAGGUUAUAGGUGGGCACAGCCAGAUCCCAUGGCUCAAGCUGGGUUCUACCAUCAGCCUGCAUCAUCAGGAGAUGACAGAGCCAUGUGUUUUACGUGUAGUGUAUGUUUGGUAUGCUGGGAGCCAACAGAUGAACCUUGGUCUGAACAUGAAAGACAUUCCCCUAACUGCCCAUUUGUGAAAGGUGAACACACGCAGAAUGUGCCCCUCUCGGUCACGCUGGCAACAAGUCCAGCGCAGUUUCCUUGUACAGAUGGCACAGACAGAAUAGUCUGCUUUGGAUCUGGAAGCUGCCCUCAUUUUUUAGCUGCUGCAACAAAACGAGGAAAGAUCUGUAUAUGGGAUAUUUCAAAACUUAUGAAGGUGCACUUGAAGUUUGAAAUCAAUGCUUACGAUCCAGUAAUUGUACAGCAACUUGUAUUGUCUGGGGAACAGAGCUCAGGGGUUGAUUCAAGAAGACCAACAAUAACAUGGAUAGAAGAUUCGUCUAGCUGUUCAGAUAUACCAAAAUUAGAAGGAGACAGUGAUGAUUUGCUAGAAGAUUCAGACAGUGAGGAGCAUUCCAGAUCAGAAUCAGUGACUGGACACACAUCACAAAAGGAAACCAUGGAGGUCAGCCUUGAUGUAACUGCUCUCAGCAUUCUUCAGCAGCCUGAGAAACUUCAGUGGGAAAUAGUUGCAAACGUACUUGAAGACACAGUGAAAGAUUUAGAAGAACUUGGGGCAAACCCUUGCCUAACUAACUGUAAAAGUGAAAAGAUGAAGGAAAAGCAUGUGGAACACCACAACAUUCCCUUUCCUUGUUUGUUAGCUGGAGGUUUAUUAACAUACAAAUCGCCUGCUACCUCUCCUGUUAGUAGUAAUUCUCAGAGAUCACUGGAUGAUUUAAGCAGGACUCAAGCUGGUAGUAUAUCAGACCUGGGAUCAACUGACAACGAAUCCUGUACUAAUUCAGAACUGAAUUCUCCUCUGGUAAGGAGGACUUCACCUAUAUUACUGCUUUACAGCAUUAAGGAAUCUGAUGAAAAAGCAGGAAAAAUCUUUUCACAGAUGAACAAUAUCAUGAGUAAAAGUUUACAUGAUGAUGGUUUUACAGUCCCACAAAUCAUAGAGAUGGAGUUGGAUAGCCAGGAGCAAUUGCUGUUGCAAGAUCCUCCUGUGACAUACAUUCAGCAGUUUGCAGACGCAACAGCCAGCCUAACUUCUCCGGACUCUGAGAAGUGGAACUCAAUGGUUCCCAAACCUGGAACUUUGGUUCAGUGCCUAAGACUGCCAAAGUUUGCAGAGGAGGAGAAUUUUUGUGUAGAUUCAAUCACUCCUUGUGCAGAUGGAGUUCAUUUAUUAAUAGGGCUGCGGACAUGUCCUGUUGAAUCCCUGAGUGCAAUAAAUCAAGUAGAGGCCUUGAAUAAUUUAAAUAAAUUAAACUCGGCACUAUGUAAUAGAAGGAAAGGAGAAAUAGAAUCUAAUCUUACUGUAGUGAAUGGUGCAAAUAUCAGUAUGAUCCAGCAUGACUCACCAGCAGACGUACAGAUGCCCUUAAUAAUCCAGCCAGAACAACGAAGCGCUAGUGGUGGUUAUCUAGUGCUUUAUAAAAUGAACUAUGCCACUAGGAUUGUGACUCUAGAAGAGGAACCUAUAAAAAUUCAGCAUAUCAAAGACCCCCAGGAUACCAUUACCUCAUUGAUUUUGCUCCCACCAGACAUAUUGGAUAAUAGAGAAGAUGACUGUGAGGAACCUACAGAGGAAAUACAAUUAACUUCUAAGAAUGGCAGCGAGAGAGAAAAAAGAUCGGAAAUCUCUACUCUUGGGCAUCUAGUAAUAACCACUCAGGGAGGCUAUGUUAAAAUAUUAGAUCUUUCAAACUUUGAAAUCCUGGCCAAAGUGGAGCCACCUAAAAAGGAAGGUACUGAAGAACCAGACAAAUUUGUCUCAGUAAUAUACUGCUCAGGCACCGAUAGACUCUGUGCGUGCACUAGAGGUGGAGAACUUCAUUUUCUCCAGAUUGGAGGAACUUGUGAUGAUGUUGAUGAAGCUGAUAUUCUUGUGGAUGCAUCUCUGUCUAAAGUGACGGAGCAAUUAACGGAAGGUACCAAGCCUUUAUCUAAUCCUUCAAGUCCAGGCAUUACAGGAGUUGAUCUUCUGGUGGACCAGCCAUUCUCGCUUGAAACUUUGACGUCUUUAGUAGAGCUUACUCGUUUUGAAACGUUGACGCCACGAUUCUCAGCUACAGUUCCACCAUGCUGGGUUGAAGUGCAACAAGAACAGCAACAAAGGCGACAUCCACAACACUUGCACCAGCAGCAUCAUGGAGAUGCAGCUCAACAUACCCGGACUUGGAAAUUGCAAACUGAUAGUAACAGCUGGGAUGAACAUGUUUUUGAACUGGUUUUGCCAAAGGCUUGUAUGGUUGGACAUGUGGAUUUCAAAUUUGUUUUGAAUUCAAGUAUCACAAACAUUCCACAGAUUCAAGUGACUUUAUUGAAAAAUAAAGCUCCAGGCUUAGGAAAAGUCAAUGAAGCAGCUGUAGAUAGACAGAUAACUUUUCCUCUGUCACCAACUCAUCAUGAAAUGGAAAGAAAUGGAAAAACAGGGCUGGAUGAUUUGAAUGAAGAAAUGCAAAACAUGGAUGUAGAAGAGUCACAGUGCUUUCGGCUAUGUCCCUUUUUAGAGGAUCAUAAAGAAGAUAUUUUGUGUGGACCUAUAUGGUUGGCUACUGGACUUGAUUUAUCCGGACAUGCUGGAAUGUUGACACUCACAAGUCCAAAGCUUGUUAAAGGCAUGGCAGGUGGCAAAUACCGUUCAUUUUUAAUCCAUGUGAAGGCUGUAAAUGACAGAGUAACAGAGGAAGUCUGCAAUGGAGGAAUCUGGCCUGUUUUAAGGAUACCAUCUCUGAAACCUCAAAAUAACAAGGGACAUUCACUUGCAUCACUUUUAGCAAAAGUUGCAGCAGGCAAGGACAAGUCUUCUAAUAAAGCAGAAACCAGUACUUCCUCACGGAAAUCUGACAACCUACGAGGAUGUGAUUUGCUACAAGAAGUCUCCGUAACAAUUAGAAGAUUUAAAAAAACAUCUAUUUCAAAGGAAAGAGUUCAAAGGUGUGCCAUGUUACAGUUUUCGGAAUUUCACGAAAGACUUCUUAACAGCCUUUGCAAAAAAGCAGAAGAUGGAGUUGUGACAGAACAUGCUCAAAGUCUUGUAUUAGAUAUCCUGUGUUGGCUAGCAGGAGUUCAAUCCAAUGGACCAGGGAGUUCAAGAGAAACCAAUGAGAGCUUGUUGUCUAAAACAAGGACAUGUCUUUUCCACAUAAUUCGAGUAUGCUUUUUUGAAGCCGGACGAAGCAUAGCACAUAAAUGUGCACGAUUUCUAGCUCUUUGCAUAAGUAAUGGGAAAUUUGAACCAAGUCAUCAAGGAUUUAGCUCGGUCCUUCUGAAGGCUUUGCUUGGCAAUAUAUCUUAUUUACCUGCAGCUGCGACUGGAGGUUCUAUGUAUUGGUAUUUUGUUUUGCUGAAUUACGUAAAGGAUGAAGAUUUAGCUGGCUGCAGUACUACUUGUGCUUCCCUGUUAACUGCAGUCUCUAGACAAUUACAGGACCGAUUAACACCCAUGGAAGCACUCCUUCAAACAAGGUAUGGAUUAUAUAGUUCACCUUUUGAUCCGGUGCUCUUUGAUUUGGAAAUGAGUGGUUCUUCUUGUAAGAAUAUAUAUAAUAGCAGCAUUGGCGUUCAGUCAGAUGAAAUUGAUUUAUCUGAUGUUCUCUCAGGGAAUGGAAAAAUCAGUAAUUGUACAGCAGCCGAAGGUAGUUUUACUUCCCUCACUGGACUUUUAGAAGUUGAACCUCUACACUUUACUUGUGUUUCAACUAGUGAUGGAACAAGAAUAGAAAGGGACGAUGCAAUGAGUACCUUUGGGGUUACCCCAGCAGUUGGAGGCCUCUCAUCUGGGACAGUAGGGGAAGCCUCGACAGCCCUGAGUUCAGCAGCCCAGGUAGCUUUGCAGUCUCUCUCUCAUGCAAUGGCCUCAGCCGAGCAGCAGCUCCAGGUGCUUCAAGAGAAACAGCAGCAGCUUUUGAAGCUUCAGCAACAGAAAGCAAAGCUGGAAGCCAAACUACAUCAGACAACAGCAGCAGCUGCUGCAGCAGCAUCAGCAGUUGGUCCUGUUCACAACUCUGUGCCUUCCAACUCAGUAGCAGCCCCAGGGUUCUUCAUUCAUCCGUCGGAUGUCAUCCCACCCACUCCUAAAACAACCCCCCUGUUCAUGACUCCGCCUCUUACACCACCUAAUGAGGCAGUUUCUGCUGUUAUCAAUGCAGAGCUUGCACAGCUUUUUCCGGGUUCAGUCAUUGAUCCUCCUCCAGUUAACCUUUCUGUACACAACAAAAAUGCACACAAGUCCAAAACGAAUCCACUUGGAACUGGCCUUGCUCUUGCAAUAUCUCAUGCUUCACAUUUUCUUCAGCCACCUCCUCAUCAAUCUAUCAUUAUAGAGCGAAUGCAUUCAGGUGCAAGGAGAUUUGUGACAUUAGACUUUGGCAGACCCAUCUUAUUGACAGAUGUAUUGAUUCCAACUUGCGGGGAUUUGGCUUCCUUAUCAAUUGAUAUUUGGACACUCGGUGAAGAAGUUGAUGGAAGAAGGCUAGUUGUUGCUACAGAUAUUAGCACCCAUUCUCUUAUUCUGCAUGAUUUAAUACCACCACCAGUUUGCCGAUUCAUGAAGAUUACGGUCAUUGGUCGCUACGGAAGUACAAAUGCUAGAGCCAAAAUUCCUUUAGGAUUUUACUAUGGACAUACUUACAUCUUGCCUUUAGAGAGCGAGCUGAAGAUUAUGCACGAUCCUUUGCGAGGUGAAGUUGAAUCUGCAAACCAGCCAGAAAUUGAUCAACAUUUAGCUAUGAUGAUUGCACUGCAGGAAGAUAUACAGUGCAGGUAUAAUUUAGCUUGCCAUAGACUUGAAACACUUUUACAAAGCAUUGACCUCCCACCACUGAACAGUGCUAACAAUGCUCAGUAUUUUUUACGCAAGCCAGAUAAGGCAGUGGAGGAAGACAGCCGAGUAUUUUCUGCUUAUCAGGAUUGCAUUCAGCUACAGCUUCAAUUGAAUUUGGCUCAUCAUGCUGUACAAAGGCUCAGAGUAGCUCUAGGAGCAAGCAGGAAGAUUCUGAAAGAACAGAGUGAUCCUAAAGAACUAAUUCAGAUGUCCUCCACGGAACAGUUGCGCACAAUUAUCCGAUAUCUGUUGGAUACUUUACUUAGUUUACUCCAUUCUUCCAAUGGGCACUCUGUUCCUGUGGUUUUACAAAGUACAUUUAAUGCUCAAGCCUGUGAAGAAUUAUUCAAGCACUUGUGUAUUAGUGGGACUCCCAAAAUACGUUUGCACACAGGUCUUUUACUGGUUCAGCUAUGUGGAGGUGAAAGAUGGUGGGGACAGUUUCUCUCAAAUGUCCUGCAAGAAUUGUAUAAUUCAGAGCAGCUCCUUAUUUUUCCACAAGACAGGGUCUUCAUGUUGCUUUCUUGCAUUGGUCAAAGAUCACUCAGCAACACUGGUGUCUUAGAAAGUUUGUUGAAUCUCUUGGAUAAUCUCUUGUCUCCUCUUCAGCCUCAAAUACCGAUCCACAGAUGCUCAGAAGGCGUUCUGGACAUUCCUAUGAUUAGCUGGGUUGUAAUGUUGGUAUCUAGACUCUUAGACUAUGUGGCAACAGUAGAAGAUGAAGCAGCUACAUCUAAGAAGCCUUUGAGUGGAAAAGAGAGAGAAAGAUUCUUGACAGGCAAUCAGUGGAGUUUCAUUAACAAUAAUUUACAUACACAGAGCCUCAAUAGAUCUUCAAAAGGCAACAGUAGCUUAGAUAGGUUAUAUUCCAGAAAGAUCAGGAAACAGCUUGUUCAUCACAAACAGCAACUUAACUUAUUAAAAGCAAAACAGAAGGCUUUGGUGGAACAGAUGGAAAAAGAAAAAAUACAAAGCAACAAAGGAUCAUCCUAUAAACUUUUAGUAGAACAGGCAAAACUAAAGCAGGCCACGUCAAAGCAUUUUAAGGAUUUGAUACGCUUACGACGGACUGCAGAGUGGCCCCGUUCUACAUUAGACACUGAAGUAUCAACUGCAAAAGAAACUCCAGAAAUUGAGCCCCUUCCAUUUACAUUGGCACAUGAGCGCUGUAUCUCAGUAGUGCAGAAACUGGCCCUCUUCCUAUUGUCAAUGGAUUUUACUUGUCAUGCAGAUUUGCUGUUAUUUGUAUGCAAGGUUCUUGCUAGAAUUGCAAAUGCAACAAGGCCUACAAUUCAUUUAUGUGAGAUUGUGAAUGAAGCUCAGUUAGAAAGGCUACUACUGCUCCUGGUUGGGACAGACUUUAACAGAGGUGAUAUCUCUUGGGGAGGAGCAUGGGCUCAAUAUUCUCUGACAUGUAUGCUGCAAGAUAUUCUAGCAGUUCAGUCAAAGAACCCUAUAAGCAGCACCUGGUAUGAUUAUUGGGGUGCUGAUUAUGGAACAUACAAUUACAAUCCUUAUAUUGGGGGUGUUGGAAUUUCUGUGGCAAAACCCCCAGUUACAACUGAGAAGAAUGGAUCACAGAUUGUGAGUGUAUCAGUCUCUCAAGCUUUAGAUGCACGUUUAGAGGUUGGAUUGGAACAUCAAGCAGAACUGAUGCUGAAAAUGAUGUCUACUCUGGAAGCAGAUUCCAUUUUGCAGGCCCUGACCAAUACAUCUCCUACAUUAACUCAGUCUCCUGGUGGAACAGAUGAUUCUUUGCUGCGUGGGUUGCACACUUCAAAUCAAAACAAUCAGUUUAUUAUCCAGUUGUCCUCCAUUCCAGUGUUAAGUGCAUGCUUCAAUAAACUAUUUUCCAUGCUACAAGUCCAUCAUGUUCAGCUUGAGUCCCUACUACAGUUAUGGCUCACAUUAAGCCUGAAUUCUGGAACUUCUGGAACUAAAGACAACUGUACUGACAUUUUCUUAUACAAUGCCAACCGGACACCUGUCAUUCCUUUAAAUCAAGCAUCAGUAACUAGCUUCCUGACUGUCUUAGCAUGGUAUCCUAAUACCUUGCUGCGAACAUGGUGCCUUGUACUUCACAGCCUAACUCUCAUGACAAACAUGCAGUUCAAUUCUGGUUCUAGUAGUUCCAUUACAUCUCAGGAAAGUACUGCCCAGCUAUUGGUAUCAGAUCCUAAUCUUAUUCAUAUUUUAGUGAAGUUUCUUUCUGGAACAAAUCCCCAUGGAACAAAUCAACAUAGUCCACAGGUUGGCCCAACAGCCACCCAAGCUAUGCAAGAAUUCCUUACUCGUUUACAAGUGCAUCUUUCUUCAGCAUGCCCUCAGAUGUUCAGUGAAUUUUUAUUAAAGUUGAUACAUAUUCUUUCAAUUGAGAGGGGUGCUUUCCAGACUGGCCAGGGUCCUCUGGAUGCACAAGUGAAGCUUUUGGAAUUUACCCUUGAGCAGAAUUUUGAAGUUGUUUCAGUGAGCACCAUUUCCGCUGUCGUUGAAUCCAUCACAUUUCUAGUGCACCAUUACAUUACAUGUACCGACAAAGUAAUGUCUCGUAGUGGUUCUGACAGUUCAGUGGGUGCCCGAGCAUGUUUUGGAGGCCUCUUUGCUAAUAUCAUCCGGCCAGGAGAUGCCAAAGCAGUCUGUGGAGAGAUGACAAGGGAUCAGCUCAUGUUUGAUUUGCUCAAGUUGGUCAAUAUCCUGGUUCAGCUGCCUCUUUCAAGCAACAGAGAAUAUAGUGCUCGGGCUCAGGUGGCCAGCAGCACCAUGGACAGCGUCUCCGACGAAGAAAAGGUUUCUGGUGGAAAAGAUAGCAGUGGAAACAGUGGGAGUACUCAAGGCUCCACUGUCUAUGUGGCUGAUCUAGUCUUAGCAAACCAACAAAUUAUGAGCCAAAUUCUGUCUGCUCUGGGCCAAUGUAACAGCAGUGCUAUGGCAAUGAUCAUUGGGGCCAGUGGUUUACAUCUUACAAAACAUGAGAAUUUUCAUGGAGGAUUGGAUGCCAUAUCAGUUGGAGAUGGAUUAUUUACUAUAUUAACAACACUCAGUAAAAAAGCUACAACGGUGCAAGUGAUGCUUCAGCCAAUUCUUACCUACAUGGCCUGUGGGUAUAUGGGGAGACAAGGUUCUCUUGCCACUUGCCAAUUGUCUGAACCUUUGCUAUGGUUCAUUUUAAGAGUGCUGGAUACCAAUGAGGCACUGAAAGUUUUUCAUGAUAUGGGAGGUGUUCAGCUCAUUUGCAAUAACAUGGUGACCAGUACCAGAGCCAUUGUAAAUACAGCAAGAAGCAUGGUUUCAACUAUUAUGAAAUUCUUAGACUCUGGCCCUAGCAAGGGAACAGAUGGUACUUUGAAAGCAAGAGUACUAGCUUCUGAGCCUGAUAAUGCAGAAGGAAUCCACAAUUUUGCACCAUUGGGCUCAAUUACGUCAAGUAGUCCUACAGCCCAGCCUGCUGAAGUAUUGCUGCAGGCAACUCCACCACAUCGAAGGGCUCGAUCUGCCGCUUGGUCUUACAUCUUUCUACCUGAGGAAGCCUGGUGUGACCUUACAAUUCAUCUCCCUGCUGCAGUGUUGCUAAAAGAAAUACAUAUUCAACCACAUCUUGCCUCUCUUGCAACAUGCCCUUCUUCGGUAUCUGUUGAAAUAAGUGCAGAUGGGGUGAACAUGUUACCUUUGUCAACACCUGUUAUCACAAGUGGUCUUACCUACAUAAAAAUACAGCUUGUGAAAGCUGAAGUUGCCUCAGCUGUGUGUCUUCGCCUUCAUCGCCCACGUGAUGCUAGCACUUUAGGACUAUCUCAGAUUAAACUACUUGGACUCACUGCCUUUGGUAACACUUCGUCUGCAACAGUCAAUAAUCCAUUCCUUCCUUCUGAAGACCAGGUAUCUAAAACAAGCAUUGGAUGGUUAAGGCUGCUGCAUCAUUGCCUCACUCACAUAAGUGAUUUAGAAGGAAUGAUGGCUAGUGCUGCAGCACCUACUGCCAACCUGUUGCAGACAUGUGCUGCUCUCCUGAUGUCACCAUACUGUGGCAUGCACUCUCCAAAUAUUGAGGCUGUGCUUGUAAAAAUCGGGCUUCAGUCCACUAAAAUAGGCCUCAAGCUAAUUGACAUUCUUUUAAGAAAUUGUUCUGCCUCUGGGAGUGACCCUACAGAUUUGAAUAGCCCUUUACUUUUUGGAAGAUUAAAUGGCCUGUCUUCUGACUCCACAAUUGACAUUCUCUAUCAGCUUGGGACGACUCAGGACCCUGGAACAAAAGAAAGAAUUCAAGCUUUGUUGAAAUGGGUCAGUGAUUCUGCAAGAGUUGCAGCCAUGAAAAAAAGUGGUCGAGUCAACUAUGUCUGUCCAAACAGUUCAACAAGAGAAUACGGUCUUCUCAUGCCAUCUCCUUCACAUUUGCAUUGUGUAGCAGCAAUUUUAUGGCAUAGCUAUGAAUUGCUUGUAGAAUAUGACUUGCCAGCAUUGUUGAACAGAGAACUCUUUGAGUCUCUGUUUAAUUGGUCCAUGUCUCUUCCGUGCAAUGUGGUUUUGAAGAAAGCUGUUGACAGUCUCCUUUGUUCAAUGUGCCAUAUUCAUCCAAGUUAUUUUUCCUUACUCAUGGGGUGGAUGGGUAUUACUCCUCCCCCUAUCCAGUUGCAACACAGACUGUCUAUGACAGAUGACAGCAAAAAACAGGACCUUACUUCGUCUUUAACAGAUGACUCUAAAAAUGCACAAGCACCCCUUGCACUAACUGAAUCGCACUUGGCCACUCUUGCUGCCUCAUCACAGUCUCCUGAAGCUAUUAAACAGCUAUUGGACUCAGGGUUGCCCUCCCUCCUUGUAAGAAGCCUUGCAAGCUUUUGCUUUAACCAUACUUCUGCCUCUGAUUUCAGUGCGCCAUCAACAGACAAUUCCCAAGACAGGAUCAGAAGACACCACAUUCCACAGCACUUUCAUAAAAUGCCCAUCACAGCCGAUUUAGUUGCUCCUGUACUCAGAUUCUUGACAGAUGUUGGAAACAGCAACCUUAUGAAGGACUGGUUGGGUGGCUCUGAAGUCAAUCCAUUAUGGACGGCACUUUUAUUUCUACUUUGCCAUUCUGGUGCUACUUCUGGAGGACAUGCUGCAGUGCCACAACAGAAUAGUGCUAGACCUACUUUGCUUACUUCAGCUUCAGGAACAGGACUGACUACUCAGCAGAGAACAGCAAUUGAAAAUGCUACCGUUGCAUUUUUCUUGCAGUGUAUUUCUUGCCAUCCUAAUAAUCAAAGAUUGAUGGCUCAGGUUCUUUGUGAACUCUUCCAUUCCUCUCCUCAAAGAAGCAAUCUCCCAACAUCUGGAAAUAUUUCAGGGUUUAUUAGAAGGCUUUUUUUGCAGCUGAUGCUGGAGGAUGAAAAAGUGACAAUGUUUCUUCAGUCACCUUGCCCACUGUAUAAAGGUAGAAUUAAUGCUACCAGCCACAUAAUUCAACAUCCAAUGUUUGGGGCAGGACAUAAGUUCCGUACUCUUCUCUUGCCAGUCUCAACAACACUGGCAGAGGUUCUUGAUCGUGUAUCAGAUACUCCUAGUAUAACAGCAAAAUUAAUUAGUGAACAAAAAGAAGACAAGGAAAAAAAGAAUUACGAAGAAAAAGAGAAAGUUAAAGCAGACAGUGGGUUUCAGGACAAUUACAGUGUUGUUGUUGCAUCUGGUUUGAAAUCUCAGUCAAAAAGGGCUGUAUCGUCCACACCACCUCGUCCACCUUCAAGACGAGGGAGAGUGGUGACAGAUAAAGUAGGCAGUUCCUCCACAGGAAAUGAUUCUUCCAGCAAAACUAUUAGUGUUCCUGUUUUUCACCUAUAUCAUAAAUUGCUACCAGGUCAGCCACUGCCACCUGAGAUGACCCUUGCCCAGCUUUUGACUCUGUUGUAUGACCGCAAACUUCCUCAAGGAUACCGAUCUAUAGACUUGGCAGUUAAGCUUGGCUCGAAAGUCAUCUCAGACCCUAGCCUUUCAAAAACAGAUUCAUUCAAGCGCCAACACACUGAAAAAGAACAUGCAGAUUUAUUGGGACCUUGCCCUGAAGAUGAAGCAGUCACUCCAGUUGAAGAAUGCAUGGAUACAGUGCUGGAUGAAUCUUUUCUUGAUGCAUGCCCUCUCCAGUCCCCAUUGCAAGUUUUUGCUGGAAUGGGUGGGUUGGCCCUCAUUGCAGAAAGACUUCCUAUGCUUUAUCCAGAUGUGAUUCAACAAGUGAGUGCUCCAGUGAUCACAUCCACCACCCAGGAGAAGCAGAAGGACAGUGAUCAGUUUGAAUGGGUUACCAUUGAACAAUCAGGAGAACUGGUUUAUGAAGCCCCAGAAACAAUUGCAGCAGAACCGCCACCAAUCAAAUCAACAGUUCAAACUAUGUCUCCCAUACCUGCUCAUUCUUUGGCUGCAUUUGGAUUAUUUCUUCGCCUCCCAGGCUAUGCUGAGGUGCUACUUAAAGAAAGGAAACAUGCCCAGUGUCUGCUUAGAUUGGUGCUGGGAGUUACAGAUGACGGUGAAGGAAGUCACAUUCUCCAGUCUCCUUCAGCUAAUGUUCUUCCAACUCUUCCAUUUCACGUGCUACGCAGCUUGUUCAGCACUACGCCUCUCACUACUGAUGAUGGAGUACUUCUUAGGAGAAUGGCCCUGGAAAUUGGUGCAGUUCACCUUAUUCUUGCUUGUUUGUCUGCUCUUAGCCACCAUGCUCCAAGAGUUCCCAAUUCUGGUUCCAACCAAACAGAGCCGCAGAUGUCAAGCACACACAAUAGUGCAUCAACAGAAGAACAGCAACUUUACUGGGCUAAAGGCACUGGAUUUGGAACUGGUUCUACUGCUUCAGGAUGGGAUGUGGAACAAGCUCUAACUAAACAAAGACUGGAAGAAGAGCAUGUCACAUGUCUUUUACAGGUUCUAGCUAGCUACAUAAAUCCUGCAGGCAGCACAUCAAAUGGAGAUAUCCAGUCCAGCCAUGAAAGUAGAGGACAAAACAGCAGUGCCCUUCCAUCAGUUUUGCUAGAGCUACUUAGUCAAUCAUGCCUUAUUCCAGCAAUGUCUUCUUACCUUCGCAAUGAUUCAGUUUUGGAUAUGGCAAGGCAUGUCCCCCUUUAUAGAGCUCUUUUGGAACUUCUCCGAGCUAUUGCUUCGUGCACAUCUAUGGUACCAUUGUUGCUUCCCUUGACUGGAGAAAAUGGAGAAGAGGAAGAAGAACAGUUAGAAUCCCAAGCUUCGGUUGGAACUCUGUUAGCUAAGAUGAAGACAUGUGUGGAUACUUACACUAAUCGAUUGAGAUCAAAAAAAGACAAGUCAAAACCUGGAGUAAAGUCAGAGUCUUCAGAUCAAGAACCAGAGGGGCUGACUCUUUUGGUGCCCGAUAUCCAAAGGACGGCUGAAAUUGUUUACGCUGCGACAACAAGUUUGCGUCAAGCUAAUCAAGAGAGAAAAUUGGCUGAAUCCUCUAAAAAAGCUGCAAUGAAACCCAAGCCAUUGUCAGUUUUAAGAUCUCUUGAAGAGAAAUAUGUAGCUGUAAUGAAAAAGCUCCAGUUUGAUACUUUUGAGAUGGUUUCUGAAGAUGAUGAUGGGAAACUUGUGUUUAAAGUAAAUUACCACUACAUGUCUCAGGUGAAAAAUGCCACUGAUGCAAACAGUGCUGCUAGAGCCCGACGUCUUGCCCAAGAAGCUGUAACGCUUUCUACGUCACUGCCACUUUCUUCAUCAUCCAGUGUUUUUGUCCGCUGUGAUGAGGAGAGACUAGAUAUCAUGAAGGUUUUGAUAACUGGCCCAGCAGACACACCUUAUGCAAAUGGCUGUUUUGAAUUUGAUGUGUAUUUUCCACAAGAUUAUCCUAAUUCACCUCCACUUGUCAACCUGGAAACAACUGGAGGACACAGCGUGAGAUUCAAUCCAAACCUAUACAAUGAUGGCAAGGUUUGUUUAAGUAUACUCAAUACCUGGCAUGGAAGACCAGAAGAGAAGUGGAAUCCCCAGACAUCGAGCUUUUUACAAGUACUGGUCUCUGUGCAAUCGCUCAUUUUAGUUGCAGAGCCUUAUUUCAAUGAACCAGGCUACGAAAGAUCUAGAGGAACUCCAAGUGGCACACAGAGUUCCAGAGAAUAUGAUGGAAAUAUACGGCAAGCAACCGUUAAAUGGGCAAUGCUUGAACAAAUCAGAAAUCCUUCCCCAUGUUUUAAAGAGGUUAUACAUAAGCACUUCUACUUGAAGAGGAUAGAGAUUAUGGCUCAGUGUGAGGAGUGGAUAGCAGAUAUACAGCAGUACAGCAGUGAUAAACGGGUAGGCAGAACUAUGUCUCAUCACGCUGCAGCUCUAAAGCGUCACACAGCUCAGCUGCGGGAAGAGCUUCAGAAACUCCCCUGCCCUGAAGGCUUGGACCCAGAUGUGGAUGACCCUGACGAGAGAUGCAGUGCCAUGACUAGUAUUGAGGACACUCUCUUGCACGAGCAAGUCCAACCAAGCAGCAGUAAAGACCUCCCAAGUGACUUCAAAUUAUGAGCUAUGUUGACAUGGACUUAAUAGACAGGCAAGGCUUUGAAGCACAAGCCAAAUAUGUCAAUAUUUGUAUCUAAGAAGCUAAUUAUGUAAUAGGUAAAGAAAUUGAAACUCUAAUAUGCCCUUCAGGAUAUACAGUUUAAUUCAAGAUGAUCUUUUAUUUACCUGUACAAGAGUGUAAACUUUUUUGUGCUUUUAUUUUCCAAUUGUGAGAACCACUGAUUGGUAUGUUUAAAAGUUAUGUAUACAAGAAUGGAUAAAUCACUGUUAUAUAAGGGAAGCUACCUUAGGAAAGAAUGUUUACUGAAUGUUUAUUAUUUUUUUUUACUUGUAGAGUGAGGGCAGUUGUAACAGAAUAUAUAUUGGUCAUUCUUACAGCUACUAUUUAAAGUCAGACAGUUUUCACUGAAUUUGAUAGAUUUUACGUUUGGCCAUAUCUCCAUUCUCAUAUUUGAUUUCUAAAGAGAACCUUCUGUAUUCUUCAAUAAAGAUCAAAUGGA
This is a messenger RNA of Notechis scutatus (mainland tiger snake), 14972 nucleotides long. The record is from RefSeq and is a predicted model, not a curated record. NCBI's taxonomy places the organism in Eukaryota, Metazoa, Chordata, Lepidosauria, Squamata, Elapidae.